UUUACAACUCUGUCGACACCGGAUGCGACAAGUGUCGCGACGCAACAGCUUCCUUAAUACUAAGAAUACAAAGUUCAAACGUCCAUUUGUUGUUUAAUCUGCAUUUCAGUGUACUUUUGAAAACUUAAACGAUCCAAACAAAAAACGAGCGUCACGCCAUUGACCCACAUACAGGUGGUCUAGAUUAAUAUGUUGAUUACACUCGCUGCUUUUUCGUGCGAAAUUGGUGCACGUGUGAGGUAAACGGCAAACUGGCUAUGUCUUUCGAACUAAAAACAUUCAUUUCAGUUUUAAUGUUAUCAGAAAUAGCACUUAAUAUCAACUGUCGGUCUUUUAGCGCUACGCCUGAGCGGGAAGGCGUUAUUCAUUCCGGAGAAAGUCGUUUCAGUAAAGCGUUGUACAAUUAUGGCCCAAAGACUGUAUUUUCACGACAAUACCAAAGCGGUGCGUUGGAUCUCCAAGCGUCGAGUUCGAAUGUAAAGCGCUUUCGACGCGCGAGUUCAAAACAUGCGGAUUUUCCCUAUAGAAAUAAGAAUGAAACCCUGCCUCUGCCGUCGAAUAAACACGUGAAUGAAUUUCGAUCCAACUAUAGUGCAUAUAUACUUCCUGCAACUGAAAACACUACUCUCACAAAUUUUCACAAAAGAGCUUUUGAAAUUGAAGAUGGUUUUCAAAGCGACGACUCAGCAUUUAGGAGAGAAGCAGUCUCUGGGAAAAUGUAUGUUCCUCAAAGUGGGUCUAGCUCCCAAUCCAAAUCUUUGUGGCUGGUAGUACCCAUGGUACACUGUUCAGAAGCGGUAAUGACAUUAACAGCUGCUGGAAGAGAAUACACACACAUCUUCGUGAAAAGAGCGGAUGCAGCCCCACUGCCUUUAUUCCAGGUGCCUGCAUAUUGUGGUUAUUCUGUCAGGGUCACAUGGGAAGAUCUGGUCCUAAUGGCCCCGUAUGAUGGGUGCUACAUCACACAAGAGAAUGGCAGUUAUGUGCUUUCACUGCUGUGGUGGGACAGUCCCAUAAAGAUAUCCUGUCCUGUGACGCCCGUGAUCUCACUACCGUCUCCUUCUGUCCUGUGCUCUCAAUCUGGCAUGGUCAUCGCAAUAGAAGGUGCCCAAGAAGCUGCAGAUAAACACAAGGUUAAAGUGAAUGGGAAAAUACUGCCUCUUCUUUCUGAGACAUGUGCGUAUCGCCUACAUUCUCCGUCUGACAUUGUGCUACUUCAUACUGUUUUCAGCUCAAGAUGUGUGACUGUUAAGGAUGAAGAAAACACUCUUGUCAUCAUCUUGGAUGGAAAGCAGUUCACCCUCUCUUGUCCAUUUCCUCCCUACCUGUCUCAGUCUCUUCCUUACCUUAAUUUUUAUCCAUUUCAUCAACUACUACAGCCCAAUCAAGAGCUAGUGCCUUUUAUCCCACAUCUUCCUGUUUUACCCCAAUACCCCAUCAUGCCCCCUCCACAAUAUUCACCGUACCCUGUAUCCUGUCCCCCUUAUCCCGAGAGAUUCUGUUCUCAGUCCCCAUACCAUCAUCCCUCCCCCGCCAUGACCACUGCUCCCAAACCAACCAUCCAGCCAUUGCCAUGGACAUCAUUUCCUCAACCCACAUACAAUCCUCGGACCCUUCCGGUUACGCAGUCGACCCUGCUCCCUCAGCUACCUGUCUUUUCUCCAACUCCUCCUGCUCAGACCCUCAAGAUGUCUCCAUCUCUUAAUUGCAUGAGCAAUAAAUUAAUUGUAACUUUGCCCUUAGCAAGAGCGGACUCCAUUAAAGUCAAAGAUGCGAGCACAAAUACUUGGAUCUCCAUUGCGUCUGUCCCUGUAGACUGUAAUUACACACUUCACUCCAGAGGUGGCAGUGUAGUGCUCUCUUCACCACUGCCUUCCUGCCACACACAAAAAAUGUCCUCCACAGUGAUCUAUCUAACCGUCAGGUUCUGGGAUCUCUCUCAACUGCGAUACCGAACCCUACAGCUUCAGUGUCACCACACCGGAGAUAUAGGCACACAACCUACAGUACCUCCUACUACAAUCGAACCUUUGCACCAAAGUAUUCCUCACCUUACACCCACACCCACACUCGCACGCCCACCCCCUGAAUUUCAGCUGCUGUGUUCUAGCCAGCAUAUGAGCAUAAAACUGCCACCUGGACCAACAUCUGGCAUCUUUGUACAAGCCCCCAAUGGGACAAACACAGAAGCGGUUCCUAUUUUGGAGGCCCCAAGUCAUUGUGGGUACUCUGUAAAAAGGGGCAAAGAUGGUACCAUCAAUAUCCUACUGCCUUACUCUUCCUGUCACAUGACUCAGAAGGACGGGCUGUUCAGAAUUAUAUUAAAAUAUCAGAUGCCAAAGAGGCGCACAGUUGAGUCAAUGCUGGAGUGUCAGGCGUUUAUUAGUCAAGAGUGCAACGUUGCAGCUGAUCAGCAGCUGGUCUGUGGAUCUGGGCCGUUAUCAUCAUCAGAGUGCCAUGAUAGAGGCUGCUGUUAUUCUACAGACUCCCAGUCAUGUUAUUACCCCAUGGACGAAUGCACGAUGGAUAGGCAUUUUGUUUUCUUGGUGCACUCAUCCGCCGCUGAUCCACCUCUAUCCCCCGCCAGCCUCGUCACAGCUGGUGACAACUCCUGCACACCCCAGAAAGUGACUGCUGACAUUGCCCUCUUCAAGAUCCCUCUGGAUGAAUGUGGGGUGCACAGAUUUGAGGUGGGUAAGAUGGUCAUAUAUAUGGUGGAGAUCCUGAAUAAAGUGCAGCCCCUCAGUCUGAAUUAUGGCACCAUCACUAGAGAGUCACCUGUAAGGCUACUGGUUGAGUGUCGCUAUUCACCCGGAUCUGUGGUAAGUGUGGGUUAUCUGGUGAAAAGCCCCUCUCUUGGACCGUCUAUCAAAGCUCAGGGGGUGUUUGGAGUUCAGCUCAGAAUCGCAAAAGAUGAACACUACAACGAUUAUUACCCACAAUACCACCAGCCCCUGCAUAUGCUGCUGGGGAGACCCCUUUACCUGGAAGUGCGUCUGUUAAAUCCUCCAGAUCCCACUGCUAUGCUGCUGGUGCAUUACUGUGUUGCGUACCCACGCUCUGCCAAAUCUGCCUGGAUCCUUAUUUAUGAUGGGUGCCCAAAUUUCCUUGACCAGACCCCAACCCACAAGCCUCCUCCUACUCCGGCCGAGGCCCUGAUCAAUCAUGUUAGACGAUUCACAAUCACUACAUUCCAGUUCCUGUCUGAAGAUGCCAAUGUGCAGACAGACGAGGAGAUUUAUUUUAUGUGUUCGACUGAGGUUUGUCUGCCCUCAGAUGGUCCAUGUGUUGAGGGCUGCUUUGUGGGUGAGUGUCAGCCGUUGCACUUCAUUCCCACAGUAUGCAAUUACAGCCACAGUUUAUGGUUUAUAAAUCUGACUCAUAUCUACUACAGUCUUACUUAGAGCACCUGUUUUACAAUCAUUUGUACAUUUUUACUGGUUGCAUUUCAUUCACCUUCACUUUUUCCAGAUCCCAUUAACACGAAGCCCUGAGAGAAGGCUGAUGAGCUGGAUGAAGCCCAGCUAAUAAAUCCAUUGUUCUUUUUGUUUUGACAGAUGCACGCUCUUUAUAGCAAUUCCAAAACAAUAAAGCUUUGAAAGCCA
This is a messenger RNA of Puntigrus tetrazona (Sumatra barb), 3605 nucleotides long. RefSeq lists its product as uncharacterized. Gene Ontology annotation, molecular function: structural constituent of egg coat; acrosin binding. The record is from RefSeq and is a predicted model, not a curated record. The transcript has 17 exons. Gene Ontology annotation, cellular component: egg coat. Bases 258 to 3404 code for a protein of 1048 amino acids. NCBI's taxonomy places the organism in Eukaryota, Metazoa, Chordata, Actinopteri, Cypriniformes, Cyprinidae. Gene Ontology annotation, biological process: binding of sperm to zona pellucida; prevention of polyspermy.